Messenger RNA from Brenthis ino (lesser marbled fritillary), 1059 nucleotides. The record is from the annotation of a GenBank genome assembly. NCBI's taxonomy places the organism in Eukaryota, Metazoa, Arthropoda, Insecta, Lepidoptera, Nymphalidae.
AUGCACAUAACAUCGGGACUGUCUCCGGCGUCCGGCGAAAUGCUGGACGCCUCCAUCAACUUUUAUGGGGACUCGGGAGAGAGUGGAUUUUUUGCGAUGGACCACGCGGUCCCAGAAUCUUCGCACACCGUGGAGAUUGAAUAUGUGUAUGAACAGCCUGAAUCCUAUGCUUUUAACGAGUCGCCUGAACUAAAAGCAAAACCUGACCCACCGAAGAAGAUUGAAAUGAAGCAAAUUCCAAAAGUAGAUGAAGAACCGGAAACAGAUUUAACAAAUCUGACGUGGUUGCAAAACAUAACUAACAUCAUGGCGAUCCCACAGUUUCCGAUACCGCCGAUGUCACCAAAUCCUCAAGUGAAGCCGCAGACACCUCAGAACACGAGAUUACAGAAGUUCAAUCAAACGUUAGCAAAAUGUCAAAAAGAUUUUAUGGAGAACAAAGAAGAGUAUCAAAAGAAUAGUGAGAAGAAGCCGCCAUAUUCUUAUAGUACUUUAAUAUGCAUGGCUAUGAGGUAUAAUAAUGAUAAAGUGACGUUGUCAGCUAUUUAUUCGUGGAUUCGAGAAAAUUUCAAGUACUACAGGAACGCGGACCCCACAUGGCAGAACUCGAUAAGGCAUAAUCUAUCAUUGAACAAAGUGUUUGUGAAAGUCGCACGCUCUAAACAAGAACCAGGGAAAGGCGGUUUUUGGAAAUUGGACUUGGCACACUUGGAGGGUACAAAACGUAUAUCCAACAGGCCACAUAAGAAGAAAAAGAUUAAUGAAACCAAGAUAGAUCAGAAGAUAAGUGAAGAAAAGAUCGCAAUAGCGAACAUACCACAGCUUCCAAGUAUUGAUAUAAAUGAAAUAAAUCAAGCCGUUACGUUACAUUUGCCCGAAUUUAAUCUGCAAACGUUGCAAGACAUUGAUAUGGAAACAAAUAUCGGUGCGAAUGUGAUCGUUGAACCAGUGGCUCCUCUGAUGCCAGAAGAUGACCUUUCUUCUUGGCUUCUGAACCCUGCAGAGUGGGAAGACCUCCAGCUUGACGUCCUCGACAACUAUUUGGAUACGUGCUUUAAG